Messenger RNA from Zonotrichia leucophrys gambelii, 1244 nucleotides. RefSeq names its product solute carrier family 25 member 48 (gene SLC25A48). Gene Ontology annotation, biological process: transmembrane transport. The record is from RefSeq and is a predicted model, not a curated record. The transcript is spliced from 7 exons. Gene Ontology annotation, cellular component: mitochondrion. NCBI's taxonomy places the organism in Eukaryota, Metazoa, Chordata, Aves, Passeriformes, Passerellidae. Bases 84 to 1091 code for a protein of 335 amino acids. Gene Ontology annotation, molecular function: transmembrane transporter activity.
CGGAGCGCUCGGAGCCCGCUCGGAGCCCGUGGGGAGCCCGCGGGGACCCCCUGCCCGCCGGGAGCUGGCCCCGCCGGACGGGCAUGGGGAGCCUCCAGCUGCAGGACUUCGUGGCGGGCUUGGUGGGCGGAAUCGCCAGUGUGGUUGCGGGCCAUCCCCUGGACACGGUCAAGACUCGUUUGCAAGCUGGACAAGGAUAUGGAAAUACACUCAAGUGUGUUCUCACUGUGUACAAAAAUGAGUCUCUGACCGGCUUCUUCAAGGGCAUGUCCUUCCCACUGGCCAGCAUUGGCAUCUACAGCUCGGUGGUGUUCGGGGUCUUCAGCAACACGCAGCGCUUCCUGAGCCAGCUCCGCCACGGGGACCCGGCCGCCGCGCCCUCGCUGGGCGACAUGACCCUGGCCAGCCUCGUGGCGGGGGUCAUCUCCGUGGGCAUUGGCACCCCCGUGGAACUGGUCAAGAUCAGGCUGCAGAUGCAAACGCAGCCCUACACCAAAGCAAACGUUAAACAAAAUUCCACAGCUCCUGGAUCUUCCGUGUACAGAGGCUCAAUUCACUGCUUCAGGACAAUCCUGCAGAAAGAGGGGAUUCCAGGAAUAUACCGAGGCAAUGUAGCAAUGCUCCUGAGGGAUGUCCCCGGGUACUGCGCCUAUUUCGUCCCGUACGCAGUGUUCUGUGACUGGAUAACCCCUCAUGGAAGCAUUGCUCCUAAUCCCUUCGCCAUCUGGAUGGCAGGGGGUGUAGCAGGAGCUGUUUCCUGGGCAGUAUGUACUCCAAUGGAUGUUGUGAAAAGUCGACUUCAGGCAGAUGGAGUUUAUUCAAAGCAGUACAAAGGGACCAUUGACUGCAUAUUGCAGAGCUACCAGAACGAGGGCUUAAAAUGUUGCCAAGAGGACCAGAAAGUCUGCUGCCCUCCUGAGCCAGAUCAGCAGUGUGGUGUUGGUGAGGGCUCAGCUGCCCUGACUGAAGACUCCCCUCCUGCACCUGCAGCACCUGCUGUGGACACGUGGUCCAUGGAGCAUGCCGAAAAUCACACCAGCUCAACCAAACCCAAAGACUAUUUUAUUAUCAAAUCUCUCACUGUUGACUAAGAGCACCCUAGUAAUUCUGGUGGCGGUGAUGGGCUUCUUCACCAAUGGCAUUUUUUGUAUUGAACCAGGAAGAGAACUUCCCUUUCCCAAGGGAUGUACCCACCCCAGCACACCUCAAAUCACCAAGGCAAUGUCUUUUGUGCAACAUGGUGU